Molecule: messenger RNA, 531 nt
Organism: Pelobates cultripes (western spadefoot toad)
Lineage: Eukaryota; Metazoa; Chordata; Amphibia; Anura; Pelobatidae
Source: the annotation of a GenBank genome assembly
AUGGUCACAUGGUUCACACAGAUAGUGAUGGUUAUAGUCACCGUGGUUACAUGGUUCACACAGAUAGUGAUGGUUAUAGUAACCGUGGUUACAUGGUUCACACAGAUAAUGAUGGUUAUAGUAACUAUGGUUCACACAGAUAGUGAUGGUUAUAGUCGCCAUGGUUACAUGGUUCACACAGAUAGUGAUGGUUAUAGUCACCAUGGUUACAAGGUUCACACAGAUAGUGAUGAUUAUAGUAACCAUGGUUACAUGGUUCACACAGAUAGUGAUGGUUAUAGUCACCAUGGUUACAUGGUUCACACAGAUAGUGAUGGUUAUAGUCACCAUGGUUACAAGGUUCACACAGAUAGUGAUGGUUAUAGUCACAUUGGUUACAUGGUUCACACACAUAGUGAUGGUUAUAGUAACCGUGGUUACAUGGUUCACACAGAUAGUGAUGGUUAUAGUCACCAUGGUUACAUGGUUCACACAGAUAGUGAUGGUUAUAAUCACCAUGGUUACAUGGUUCACACAGAUAAUGAUGGUUAG